CUUUCCAUUUCACUCCUCUGGUUUUGCUGGAGGUUGAAGACGACCAAGUAGUUAACCAAAUGGGUCAUGAAUGAAUUAGUAAACUGACCAGAAGCCUAACCAGUUUCUUCAAGAAAAAACCAUCUCACCAAAUCAAAAAAUUAAUCAAACCUAAUGCAGGAUUCCAAGUAUGUCUUUUUCUUUCUUUAUCACUUCUUUAUCGUCUCUCCUCUCUCUAUAUUUCCCUCUGUUCCAUCUCUGUUUUUUCUUGCCACAAACCUUGAUUUUUUUUUCUUUCCUUCUGAUGCAGCCAUCGAGAAGGAAAUUGCCAUUGUUUGAGUCGUCGGCAGCCAUAGCCAUGAAGCACAGAAAGAGCAACAACCUCUCUGUCUUCAUCGUCGUUUUCUCUGUUUUUCUAUUUGCUAUUUUCAUGUAUAAUGAGGACGUGAAAUCAAUCGCUGAGUUUCCGUUCUCCAAGUCCGAGCAGGAGCUGUCCAAAAACCCAGUUCAAGAAUCCAUGAAAGGAACUUCGGUUUCGCUGAAUUCCAGGGCCUCGGUUGAGGACAGAGAAGAAAAAGAAGGUACGGAAACGGCGAAAACAGAGGACUCGAAGGGACAAAUCGAGGCGAAAGAAGAAGACGACCGGCGGAAGAUUGAAUUACCGGUGGUGGUCGAAGAAGACGAAGGGGAGGAGGAGGUUGAAUUGCCGCCGGAGGACUGUGAUUUGUUCACCGGAAAAUGGGUUUUCGACAACGAGACUCACCCUCUGUAUAAAGAAGAUGAAUGCGAGUUCUUGACGGCGCAGGUGACUUGCAUGAGAAAUGGAAGAAAAGAUUCUCUGUAUCAGAACUGGAGAUGGCAACCAAGAGACUGUUCUUUACCCAAGUUUAAAGCAAGAUUGUUGCUGGAGAAGCUGAGGAACAAGAGGCUGAUGUUUGUUGGGGAUUCACUGAAUAGAAAUCAAUGGGAAUCAAUGGUGUGUUUGGUUCAAUCCGUGGUUCCUCCUGGCAAGAAAAGCUUGAACAAAAUUGGGUCUCUGUCUGUGUUUAGAAUUGAGGAUUAUAAUGCCACGGUGGAAUUUUACUGGGCCCCAUUUUUGGUCCAGUCAAAUUCAGACGAUCCCCAGAUGCACAGCAUUUUGAACCGGAUCAUAAUGCCUGAAUCAAUCAACAAACACGGAGAUAAUUGGAAGGAUGUGGACUACUUGAUCUUCAAUACUUACAUAUGGUGGAUGAACACUUUCUCUAUGAAAGUCCUCCGAGGAUCGUUCGAUGAAGGAGACACGGAGUACGAUGAGAUCGGACGGCCGGUAGCGUACGGGAGAGUGUUGAGAACAUGGGCAAAGUGGGUAGAGAAUAAUGUUGAUCCAAAUCGCACCACAGUUUUCUUCAGCAGCAUGUCUCCUCUUCAUAUCAAGAGUUUGGAUUGGGAGAACCCAGAUGGAAUCAAGUGCGCCUUAGAGACCACACCAAUUCUCAACACUUCAAAACCAAUUAGCGUCGGGACAGAUAGAAGAUUAUUUGUAAUAGCCAACAAUGUGACGCGGUCUUUAAAAACACACGUUCACUUUAUUAACAUCACUUCUCUAUCAGAAUACAGAAAAGAUGCUCAUACUUCGGUAUAUACCAUUCGACAAGGUAAAAUGUUGACGCCAGAACAGCAAGCCGAUCCAGCAACCUACGCUGAUUGCAUCCAUUGGUGCCUUCCUGGAUUACCCGACACGUGGAACGAAUUCAUUUACGCACGUAUUAUAACUCGCUCAUGACACGUCUACCGCGAGCACAUGUGUCUGCGCGUGUGCGUGUGUGCGCGUGUUUUUUUUUUUUUUUUGGCAAUUAUAAUAUUCAGUUUGAUGUAA
This is a messenger RNA of Carica papaya (papaya), 1837 nucleotides long. Its product is annotated as xylan O-acetyltransferase 1-like. Lineage: Eukaryota; Viridiplantae; Streptophyta; Magnoliopsida; Brassicales; Caricaceae. The record is from RefSeq and is a predicted model, not a curated record. Gene Ontology annotation, molecular function: O-acetyltransferase activity. Gene Ontology annotation, cellular component: Golgi apparatus.